AGCCAUCACAAGUAAGUUGCUCUUCCCGGCAAAUAGACAAACUAUGCCAGCCAAAAUUACCCUAAAGGUUCUCCUGCUCCUUUCGAUUUCGAAAGCGGCUCUUGGGCAGUCCGAUUGCUCCGACUGCUCCUUGACAAAUGAACAAUAUGCGUGUGUCAGUGAGACUGCCUAUGGGCUUUGCUUUGAUCAAGGCACCGUGGACGAAAAUGCGGUCCACAACUGCCGCGAUGGGUACUACUGCGUUCUUGAGGGAUUCUGUGCACCCAUGGCCUCAGCAGAACCGGCUUGUAUCACAGUCACUUCUACGACCACAACGGAUAUAGUAACAGAAACUACAGAGUCAACAGUAACCACUGCAGCUGAAAACACCGAUUUUACAGAUUCUACUACUUCUGAAAUUAUUACCGAAUCUAGUACAGAUUCUACUACUUCUGAGCCUACUACCGCCGAAUCGAGCACAGAUUCUACUACUUCUGAAAUUAGUACCGAAUCCAGUACAGAUUCUACUACUUCAGAAAUUAUUACCGAAUCCAGUACAGAUUCUACUACUUCUGAAAUUAGUACCGAAUCCACUACAGAUUCUACUACUUCUGAAAUUAGUACCGAAUCUAGUACAGAUUCAACUACUUCUGAAAUUAGUACGGAAUCCACUACUGAUUCUACUACUUCUGAGCUUACUACCGAAUCGAGCACUGAUUCUACUACUUCUGAAAUUAGUACCGAAUCUAGUACAGAUUCUACUACUUCAGAAAUUAGUACCGAAUCCACUACAGAUUCUACUACUUCAGAAAUUAGUACGGAAUCCAGUACAGAUUCUACCACUUCUGAGCUUACUACCGAAUCGAGCACUGAUUCUACUACGUCUGAAAUUAGUACCGAAUCUAGUACAGAUUCUACUACUUCUGAAAUUAGUACCGAAUCCACUACAGAUUCUACUACUUCAGAAAUUAGUACCGAAUCUAGUACAGAUUCAACUCCAUCUGAAAUUAGUACCGAAUCCACUACAGAUUCUACCACUUCUGAAAUGACUACUGAUUCGAGCACCGAUUCAACAACAACUGCUACCAGCACGGAUUCGAGUAUUCCGCCCACAACAACUGAACCAUCUACCAGUACUCCAACUACAGUACCUUCGGAAAUAGAUCCUAACGUCUAUUGUGCAAAGCUGAAGACCAAAGGAUACUUUCGAGUUGAGACUGAUGCAACGUGCCAAAUGUAUGUCUAUUGCUAUAAAUUGAGUCUGGAUUACCUGGGUUGGCUUUAUUAUUGCAAUACCAAUGAAUACUACAACUCAGAUACAGAGGCCUGCCAAUCCACACGACCGAGCAACUGCUAGGUUUCAACGAUUAAAGGAAACUCCAUGAAAAUUUCUAUG
This is a messenger RNA of Drosophila erecta, 1375 nucleotides long. RefSeq names its product chitinase-like protein PB1E7.04c. Gene Ontology annotation, cellular component: extracellular region. Lineage: Eukaryota; Metazoa; Arthropoda; Insecta; Diptera; Drosophilidae. Gene Ontology annotation, molecular function: chitin binding. Bases 44 to 1336 code for a protein of 430 amino acids. The record is from RefSeq and is a predicted model, not a curated record. The transcript is spliced from 6 exons.